AUGUCUGCCGACAACGACAGCCUGGAAAUUAACAGCUUGCUCGAGACCUUGUCUUUGGCACAAGCUGGUCUGGAAGCAGAAGCUGAGAAAAAAAACCCAAGCCAGGAUGAGAAGGCUUCUGAGGAACCCGCUCCAGUAGAGUCGCAGCCUGAAGAAAAGAAGGAGGAGCCUUCCAAGACGGAAGAGGUGAAGGAAGAACCUCCAAAGACCGAAGAGAAGAAGGAGGAGCCACCUAAGACUGAAGAGAAGACUGAGGUUUCUGAAGAGGCUGAACCAGAGAAGAAGGAAGAGACAAAGGAAGAAGAGACAAAGGAAGAGCCGGUGUCUGAGGAACCAGAGAAGUCCGAGAAGGAGCCUGAAGCGGCUGAAGAGAACGACUCUAACUUGAUCAACUCGACAUAUGAAGUGAAAGUCAAGUUGGCAGACUUGCAAGCCGAUCCAAACUCUCCAUUGUUUUCGGUGAAGUCGUUUGAGGAAUUGGGCUUGAGUGAAGAACUCUUGAAGGGUUUGUACGCUAUGAAGUUCAACAAACCAUCCAAGAUUCAAGAGAAGGCCUUGCCUCUUUUAUUGAAGGACCCACCAACGAAUAUGAUUGGUCAAUCCCAGUCUGGUACCGGUAAAACCGCUGCUUUCUCCUUGACCAUGUUGACCAGAGUGGAUGAAAAACUUAAGGAUGUCCAGGCCAUUUGUUUGUCACCAGCCAGAGAGUUGGCCAGACAAACCCUUGAUGUCAUCCAGACGAUGGGUAAGUACACAAACGUCACCUCGAAGCUUGUGGUCCCAGGAAGUUAUGCAAGAGGUGCCAGAAUCACCGAUAACAUCUUAGUGGGUACUCCAGGAACAUUAUUGGAAUUGAUAAAAAGAAAACAAGUCAACCUCAGCCGCGUGAAGGUGUUCGUCUUGGAUGAAGCCGAUAACAUGUUGGAAGCCCAGGGUAUGAGUGACCAGAGUGUCAGAGUCAAGAAAUACUUACCAAGAGACGCUCAGCUUGUGUUGUUCUCUGCUACCUUCCCAGAGGAGGUUCGUGACUACGCUGAAAGAUUCGUUCCAAACGCUAACUCGUUGGAAUUGAAACAGGAGGAGCUUAAUGUUGAUGGUAUUAAACAGCUUACGAUGGAUUGUGACAGCGAGCAGAACAAAUUUGAAGUUUUAUGUGAAUUGUACGGUUUGCUUACGAUCGGUUCGUCUAUCAUUUUCACGAGAACGAGAGCUUCUGCUGAAAAAGUGGCUACUGGUAUGAAGAGUGAAGGACACAAGGUCUCUGUUCUUCACGGUCAGUUGGACCACGAAGAUAGAGAUCGUGUGAUUGAUGACUUUAGAGAGGGAAGAUCCAAGGUGUUGAUCACCACUAACGUCUUGGCUAGAGGUAUUGAUAUUGCUUCUGUCUCCAUGGUUGUCAACUACGAUGUGCCAACAGACCAAAACGGUAACCCAGAUCCAUCGACCUACUUGCACAGAAUCGGAAGAACCGGUAGAUUCGGCCGUGUGGGUGUGUCCGUCACCUUCAUCCACGACAGAAGGUCUUACGAGCAAAUGGAGUACAUUAGGCAGUACUUCAAGAUUGAAAUGACUAGAGUGCCCACCGAGGACAUGGAUGAAGUCGAGAAGGUCGUCAAGAAAGUGCUUAGGAGCUAG
This is a messenger RNA of Candidozyma haemuli, 1635 nucleotides long. RefSeq names its product ATP-dependent RNA helicase (gene DBP5). The coding region runs from base 1 to 1635 and encodes 544 amino acids. Gene Ontology annotation, biological process: poly(A)+ mRNA export from nucleus. Gene Ontology annotation, cellular component: cytoplasmic stress granule; nucleus. The record is from RefSeq and is a predicted model, not a curated record. The transcript has a single exon. Lineage: Eukaryota; Fungi; Ascomycota; Pichiomycetes; Serinales; Metschnikowiaceae. Gene Ontology annotation, molecular function: RNA helicase activity; RNA binding; ATP binding.